CGGCCGCAUGCUCGGGCAGAAGUGGGUCACGGCGCGGCGGAGGGGCAGGUGCCAGAGCCGCCCGGUGCCGCCCGGUGCUUCCCGGUGCCGCCCGGUGCCUCCCGGUGCCGCCGCUCCCCGCCGCGCCCCGAGCCGCUCCGGACCCCCGCGCCGCCCCAUGCGCCCCCCGGCGCCCUGACCGCGGCGGACACGAUGCGAGCCCAAAUCGAGGUGAUCCCGUGCAAGAUCUGCGGAGACAAAUCCUCAGGGAUCCACUAUGGUGUCAUCACCUGUGAAGGCUGCAAGGGUUUCUUUCGGAGGAGCCAGCAGAACAACGCCAGCUACUCCUGCUCCCGGCAGAGGAACUGCCUGAUCGACCGCACCAACCGCAACCGCUGCCAGCACUGCCGCCUGCAGAAAUGCCUGGCCCUGGGCAUGUCCCGCGAUGCGGUGAAGUUCGGCCGCAUGUCCAAGAAGCAGCGGGACAGCCUCUACGCCGAGGUGCAGAAGCACCAGCAGAGCCAGGAGCAGAGCGGUGGCACCAAGGAUGAGCCCGAGCCCCUGAGCCGUGUCUACACCACGAGCGUCAGCAGCGGCCUCUCGGACCUGGACGACAUCUCCACGCUGUCGGACGGGCUCCUCUUCGACUUCCCCCUGACCCCCGAUGGCAGCAGCACCUACUACAACCUGGACCUGCUGGCCUCGGCACAGCCCUCGCCCGACCAGUCCAGCCUGGACGUGGCCGAUGCCACGCUCAUCAAGCAGGAGUCCAUCUACGAGCUGAUGCUGGAGCCGGCACUGUUGGCUCACGGGGCGCUGGAGGGUGCCCAGCUGCCCCCUGACAUCUCUGUCCUGGAGAUCGACCGGGUGGCCCAGAACGUGGUGAAGUCUCACCUGGAGACGUGCCAGUACACAACAGAGGAGCUCAAGCGCCUGGCCUGGAGCCUCUACUCCCCCGAGGAGGUCCGUGCCCUGCAGAGCAAGAGCUGCGAGGCCAUGUGGCAGCAGUGCUCGCUGCAGAUCUCCAACGCCAUCCAGUACGUGGUGGAGUUCGCCAAGCGCAUCGACGGCUUCAUGGAGCUCUGCCAGAAUGACCAGAUCAUCCUCCUGAAAGCCGGUUGCCUCGAGGUGCUCCUGAUCCGCAUGAUCCGUGCGUUCAACCCCUUGAACAACACCGUCCUCUUCGAGGGCAAGUUCGGUGGGAUGCAGAUGUUCAAAUCUCUCGGCUGUGACGACCUCAUCGGUGCCGUCUUCGAGCUGGGGAGGACCCUGUGCCGCCUGCAGCUGUCAGACGAGGAGCUCGCCCUCUUCACUGCUGCUGUCCUGCUCUCCCCAGACCGCCCGUGGCUGACCGAGUCCAAGAAGGUGCAAAAGCUCCAGGACAAGAUCUACGUGGCCCUGCAGCACGAGAUCCAGAAGAAACACUCCACCGAGGACAAGCUCUCGAAGAUGGUUUCCAAGCUGCCCUUGAUGAAGACCAUUUGCAACCUGCACUUGGACAAGUUGGAAUUUUUCCGUCUCCUGCACCCGGAGACUGCCAUGAACUUCCCCCCCCUCUAUAAGGAGGUUUUCAACUCGGAGCUUCAGUACAGCGACCCCCGGGAGAGCUAAGGCCGGGAGCCAGCGGCCCCCUUCGAGUUCCCCAAAACUUGGAGAUGAACUGCACUUCAGAGGUUUGGGGCAAUUUAUUUAAAUCAAAUAAUCAAACUCAAGAGAACCCCGGGGGGGGCUGCGGUGCCUCCCUGGCCCCAUCUCCUCGCUGUGGAUUGCAAUAGCUCUUGAAUGUAAAGCACCUUGAAGGAAAAAGCAAAUGGACUUUGCCAUACCAGUGAAAUGAAUGUGAAAUCUCUGCUCGGGAGAGGAGAUGCUCCUGGCAGUGGUGAGGGACCGGCUGCUCCCCGUGACACGGGAGGAGGGAGUGCCCUUCCCGCUGUCCUGGCUGCACUCUCCACCUCCGAUUUUUAUUUCUUUGUUUUUUAAUUAUUAUUUUUAUUUUAUUGUUUUUUUAAAACCCAAACACCAGGCAUGGGAUAAAGAAGGGGCAAUGCUGACUCGGCUGGGUCGGGCUGGGGCUGGAACUGAGGAGAGGGAAAAGACAGAGCCUUUGCUUUAUUUCAUCUCCCAUGGGUGCAGCAGGCCCCCAGGAGCUUGGCCAAGAAAGGUCUGGCUGUGGCUGGUGAGGGAUUCAGCACAGGAUUUUCCUGUGGAGGAGGCUGGUUUGAGGGAAAAGAUGCCCAGGGCAGCAGGGGAAAAGUUUUGGAGGGUGUCCAUGCCCUCCAUCACAGCAUUUUCCCAAAUUCCCAGCCAGCUCCUCAUCCGCCCGACUUUGCAGAGCCGAUUCAGCAGGUUCACCCUGCCUGGUGCCACCUUUGUGCAUCCCAAAAGCUUUUCCAGGGCCAUGGGACUUCAGCCAGAGCCCAAAUCCUGGCCACCCCACCCCAGAGACACCCAUGGCCACUGGAGGGGCUCCAGGGCUGUCCCUGUCCCUGUGGUGGCCGCAGCAGCGGUGCCCUCUGGGUGCUGCUGUUUUGUGUAGCUCUCUUAUCAAUCCCACUUAAACUGCCCCAUGGGUCAGCACCCAGAGGAGUUUGUGACCCUUCCUCCAGCUGGGUCCCAUCCCAGGUUCUCCCUUCCCACACCACACACAGGAGCCCAGAUGUGGCUGCAGAUGUGGCUCUGCAGGUUGGAUUGGACCCAGGCUUUCCCCUCAAUGAGCUGCCUAGAACUGUUAUUUUUGGGGUUGUUCUUGAGUUUAGCAGGAUUUAGGAGCUUUUUAGGGGGAGAAACUGCCUGUUGUAGUCAAGGGGAAGUGAAAGGUCCUUAUUCCUCCCUUCAAGGAAUAAGGGUGGUUGGAAGGAAUGUGGUGUUUGGGACCUGCUGCUCCUUUUGGGAGGCUCAAAAGGGGAUGAAGGGAAGAAUUUCUGGGGUGAUGCUGUUCUAGGCCACAACAGCAGGGGAUGCUUGAGAGACUCUGUGGCUCUGCAGAUGGAUUUUUCUGUUCCUGUUCCUGCUCCCACUGCAGAAAAUGCCAAAAAACUACAAGGGAAAAAUCUGCUCCAAGGCAGCCCCAGUUUCUGCUGACAAAGGGCUAAAAUCCCAAGCCCUUUCCUGCUUUGUGCUGAUUCCUCGUGCACCCAAUCCCAUCCUCCGGCAGCUUGGAUCAUCCCCGAGUGUGAGCCAAAACCUUUGGAUCCAUAACUGCACCCUUUAAACUAAAUGAGCUUUCUUAGUGACGUGAGGGAUAUUCCUGCUUUUAUUAAAAGACCUCCCAGGGAAGACCAUGGACCAACCUUGACGACGAGGGAAGACUCCCCAGGAAGCUGAUGGGAUUUCUGCUCCGCUCAAAGGCAGAGGGAAAUGUGGGACCGCGUUCCUCCCCAGCAGCUGCAGCCCUGAGCUCCCUGGGUUUGCUGACCACAUCCCAACAGCUUCUGGGAGCAGAUUGGAGCCCACCAGCCUUGGCUCCCUCUCUGUUGGAGCCAGGUCUCUGGGAAAAGGCUGCCGGCGCUCCCACGGCCCCACGCGAUGUCCAGUGCCAAUGCGUCGCUGUCCAGCGCAGCGUCCACGGGCUGGGGAUGUGCCCGGCUCCUCUCCUGCCCUCUCCAAAGCUUGGACAGAAGUGAGAAGUCAGUACUGCCUUUUAUGUCCAGAGGGUUGUGCCUUUUUUUUUUUUUUGGAAAAGCAUCAUUUCCAACAGCACCGUUCACUUCCCGGGAAAAGCACCCCCAGAACACGACUCUGCUUCUUGGCAGGGGCAGCCGAGCUUGGAGGGAACAGCCCGCGGGUGUUUGGAAACGUUUGGGGAAAAACAAAACAAAACAAAAAGGAAAAAAAAAAGCACACACCCUUCUUUUCACCCUCAGUAUUCGUCAGCCAACACACAGCAAUGGUCAACGCCACCGA
This is a messenger RNA of Poecile atricapillus (Black-capped chickadee), 3882 nucleotides long. RefSeq names its product nuclear receptor ROR-beta-like. The coding region runs from base 193 to 1590 and encodes 465 amino acids. Gene Ontology annotation, biological process: regulation of transcription by RNA polymerase II. The transcript is spliced from 10 exons. Gene Ontology annotation, cellular component: nucleus. Gene Ontology annotation, molecular function: RNA polymerase II cis-regulatory region sequence-specific DNA binding; zinc ion binding; nuclear receptor activity. The record is from RefSeq and is a predicted model, not a curated record. Lineage: Eukaryota; Metazoa; Chordata; Aves; Passeriformes; Paridae.